AUGUCUGGCAACGGGAUGAGCGGGGUCUUCACCCCUGUGAUUCAGGGCAAGAACCAGCAGUCCAGCAUGAACAGCAUGCAGAACCAUAACACGGGCAACAGCACAAAUGUACCUGUGACUGGCUUGUCCUUCACAGGUGGCGCCUUCUUAAGUGGCAACUCAGUUAACGGACCACCUCCGCCACAGGUGAAAAAUACUCAAGAACCCCCACUCUGCUAG
Messenger RNA from Miscanthus lutarioriparius, 219 nucleotides. NCBI's taxonomy places the organism in Eukaryota, Viridiplantae, Streptophyta, Magnoliopsida, Poales, Poaceae. The record is from the annotation of a GenBank genome assembly.